Molecule: messenger RNA, 2118 nt
Organism: Kluyveromyces lactis
Lineage: Eukaryota; Fungi; Ascomycota; Saccharomycetes; Saccharomycetales; Saccharomycetaceae
Product: WD repeat MDV1/CAF4 family protein
Exons: 1
Coding region: 1-2118 (705 amino acids)
Molecular function (GO): protein binding
Source: RefSeq, a predicted model, not a curated record
AUGAGUUCUAAUACGGGAGACCAGUUUGCCAAUCUGGGAAAGGCACUGUCUACCACGGCGUCUGUUCUAUUCUCGUCGCAGCCGAUGGAAGACACAAUUCUUUCAUACAGUAGUCCAUAUAAGAAAUUGCUUCAUGAGACAAUUACUAAUGCAGGUGGGGGAUCAUCACUAGUUAAAGUACGCCACGACGUGAAAUUAUCUAAAGGCAAGAAUACAGGUUUCCAAGAUAUAUAUUCCAAUAGCAAAGAGUUCUUUAAAAACUCUUAUAGUGAUCCAAAAACAACAUUCAAAGUUUUAAGUUACUUGAGUGAUGAUCUACUUGAAGACGCCCCACGAGACACUAUACCUCAGAACAAGAACAUGAUAACAGAAAAUGGCGAGAAAAGAUCUGCAAAGUCAAAAAAGCAAGAACCGACGUUAUUUCAAGGAUUUGAAGCAUCUUUACCUGUUAUUAAUGAAACGAUAGAACUACAGCAAAAACUUAUAAUGAAUAGCGAUAUGAAACCCUUAACAGACUCUGAGUCCAUCCCAGUUUACGCUGAAGAAGAAGAACAAGAGGAAGAGUUUAGUUUGCCAGACCAUUUAAAAGCUGAUAAACUUCUGCAUUCUUACUCCGCAUCCUUCUUGAAGGAUGCCUCGAGGUCAAUCACCGAUAACCUGGAUUUACUUGAAAUCCAGAAAAAUCUAGCAGCUAGCGAAAUAAGAGAGCUAGAUAUCAAGCUGGAAAAGUUAAAAAUGAUGCGUGAACUAGUAUUCAAGCGAGUGGCUAAAAUUGAGCAGCAUGAAUUGUUUUUGGAGAAGCAUUUGAACAACGUUAAGGAUAGAAUCGAUAUGAUUAUAGAGUACAACAUGGAUAAAGAAUACUCAUCGGAGGAUGAAGAAAAUAUAAAUGGAUUAUCUGAACUUUCGCCUAAAACUGGAGAAACUAACGAAACAUAUGAAACUGCGGCUACCACUCCUUUAGAAAACAAAGAAGAAGAGCACUCUCCAUUGCUUUCCAAAUCCAUCUAUCAGCAGCUACAAGACCACGAGAAGAAAUCGGAUAUUUCCGAAAGGAAGAAACAUAGUACUUCCAAAAAAAUUAAAGAUGUUGGUGUUUCUCACCGUAAUCGCCGCCGUAAAACUUAUCCAACUUUACAACAGUUCUAUGAUUCCGGAUCUAAGAUUACAAGCCUUCCUAAGGCCCAUGAUGAAGAUAUCACUUGCCUAGAUUUUGAUAUGCCAUUUGGUACUAUGUGCUCUGCUGGCAGUCUAGAUCACUCGGUAAAAGUAUGGGAUUUAAGUAAAAAAAAACAAAUUGCUACAUUGCAUGGACACUUAGCAUCUAUCAGUUGCAUGCAAAUUGAUCAAUAUAGCACCCUGAUUACUGGUGGUCGGGACGCAGUUCUGAAAUUGUGGGAUAUCGAUAAGGCCAUGGCUGAUGAAGCGUCAAAUUCAUCUGAAGAUAAUGAUGCAUGUUUAUAUACCUUUGAUUCUCAUGUUGAUGAAAUCACCGCAAUAAGUUUUGACGGUGACAAUUUGGUUUCUGGUUCUCAGGAUAGGACAGUACGUCAAUGGGAUCUGAAUAGUGGUAAGUGCACCCAAACCAUAGAUAUAUCUUUCGCAACUGGCCCUAUGCGGUCUCAAAGAAACAUCCCUCUUCGUAAUAGUGUACUUCUAACCAAGGAACCGCCGGCUAUUGGAGCUUUACAAUGCUUCGAUGCUGCCUUGGCGACAGGUACUAAAGAUGGUAUCGUAAGGCUUUGGGAUUUAAGAUCCGGGAAAGUAGUACGUAUGUUAGAAGGUCAUACUGACGCCAUCACCUCCCUUCAGUUCGACUCGGUCAAUCUAGUUACAGGUGCAAUGGACAGAAGUAUAAGAAUAUGGGACUUAAGAACUGGUAUACUUUCUGACGUAUUUGCAUAUGAGCAACCGAUCACUUCUCUACAUUUCGAUCUGGAUAAGAUUGUAAUUUCAAACAAUGAGCCUACUGUGAAAAUUUACAACAGGAAAGACGGUAACCACUGGUUCUGCGGCGAAGAUGAUCCUGAACAAGGUAACGUGGAUUUUGUUAGAUACAAACACGGAUAUUUGGUAGAAGGGCGCUCGAAUGGUGACAUCAACACCUGGGCAAUUUAG